Eremothecium cymbalariae DBVPG#7215 is the source of this 1200-nucleotide messenger RNA. It is a transcript of the gene CPA1, whose product is annotated as carbamoyl-phosphate synthase (glutamine-hydrolyzing) CPA1. Gene Ontology annotation, cellular component: cytoplasm; carbamoyl-phosphate synthase complex. Bases 1 to 1200 code for a protein of 399 amino acids. Gene Ontology annotation, molecular function: carbamoyl-phosphate synthase (glutamine-hydrolyzing) activity. The record is from RefSeq and is a predicted model, not a curated record. The transcript has a single exon. Gene Ontology annotation, biological process: L-glutamine metabolic process; 'de novo' pyrimidine nucleobase biosynthetic process; L-arginine biosynthetic process. Lineage: Eukaryota; Fungi; Ascomycota; Saccharomycetes; Saccharomycetales; Saccharomycetaceae.
AUGACAGGAAAAGACUUUGUUCGGGCGACCUUUUCCAUUAAUGGUGGGCCGUCGUACGAGGGUUAUUCUGUGGGAGCCAACGUAUCCGCGUAUGGGGAAGUUGUCUUUACCACUUCUCUGGUAGGCUAUCCAGAAUCAAUGACUGAUCCUUCUUAUAGGGGGCAAAUACUUGUUUUCACUCAGCCCUUGAUCGGGAAUUAUGGCGUUCCAGAUGGGUCGGUAAGGGAUGAAUAUAACUUGUCUAAGUACAUGGAGUCUCCUAGAAUUCAUGUUGUUGCUAUUGUCAUUGCAGAUUAUGCGUGGCGUUACUCGCACUGGACUGCAGUCCAGUCCUUAGGUGAAUGGUGUGAAAAAGAGGGUGUUGCAGUUAUAGGAGGUAUCGAUACACGUUCUGUUGUCCAGCACUUAAGAGAAGUUGGUUCUUCUUUGGGUGAAGUAAUUGUGAACGACAUAGCCCCAGUUUCAAAAAGCGUGAACCCUUCUGCGGUAAAUCUUGUUGCACAAGUAGCUACUAAACAAGUUUUAUACUUCCCGGCCCCAUGCGAAUCCUCAACGUACAAUGUCAUGCUAAUUGACUGUGGGGUAAAGGAAAAUAUAUUGCGUUGUUUGCUGUCCAGAGGUGCAAAUGUAGUCGUUUUGCCCUACGACUACGAUAUUUGCUCCAUCGCAGACCAAUUCGAUGGUGUUUUUAUUUCGAAUGGUCCUGGGGAUCCAGUCUUUUGCGAGGAUACUACAGUGGCUAACUUGAAGAAGUUACUGGCAAGCCCAGAGUUUCAAGAUUUACCAGUGUUUGGAAUCUGUAUGGGUCAUCAGUUACUGGCCCGGGCUGCCGGUGCUUCAACUGUUAAAAUGAAAUAUGGAAACAGAGCUCACAACAUACCCGCCCUUGAUUUAACAACUGGUCAAUGCCACAUUACCUCUCAAAAUCACGGCUAUGCUGUUGAUGCAUCUACUCUUCCAGCUGGCGAGUUUGUCCCUUAUUUUUUAAAUUUGAAUGAUAAAUCUAACGAAGGGAUAAUUCAUGUUAGAAGACCUAUUUAUUCUACUCAGUUUCAUCCUGAGGCUAAAGGUGGUCCCCAGGAUUGCUCCUUCUUAUUUGACAAAUACUUCGAAAAUAUGAAGGAAUACAGGAACCAAGUUAAAGGAAAACGUGGUUUAAAAUUAGAUACUACUAAGAUGGCUAGAGAAAGGAUUCUCUAA